Molecule: messenger RNA, 1785 nt
Organism: Penicilliopsis zonata CBS 506.65
Lineage: Eukaryota; Fungi; Ascomycota; Eurotiomycetes; Eurotiales; Aspergillaceae
Exons: 3
Coding region: 1-1785 (594 amino acids)
Molecular function (GO): catalytic activity
Source: RefSeq, a predicted model, not a curated record
AUGAGCGAUUCCCGUCGGUUUCUCAACUACCCGCGGCCUUGCGAGCACCCCGUCGUGCCGUACAAGCAGGAGGCCCAGUCAAUUCCUGUCUUCAGGGGGUAUCCCUUGGUCAUUGGAGCUGCUUUAAUCCGGUCGAUUGGGCUCGUUCAGGCUCAUUUCUGGCGGAACGCCGGCUUCCACGUUAUUCACGAAAUCAAAGAUCUAACCCGGUACGGCGCAUGUUAUGACCCGACUGUGGUGCCCGUCGUAUCCCCCGAGCACAGGGAGAAGAAUGGCGGCACACGGAACGUGCCAGCUGCGCGCGAUAAAAAGAACGAGGGCGGGCUUGGAUAUUACUAUACCUCGGUGGACUACCGGGAGCGCUACCUGUCGGGAGAAUUGACACCCCGGGCUGUGACCGACGCACUUUUAUCGCUUGUCCAACGCGAUAUCGAGCCACGGACGGACCAUUCGACGGCCUUUCUUGAGUCGCAGGUCGAGGCAAUCCGGGCGGCGGCGGACGCGUCGACAAAACGGUACCAGGAGGGGGUGUCCUUGGGCCCGCUUGACGGGGUUCCAGUCGCCAUCAAGGACGAGGCGCACAUAAAAGGAUAUAAGCGGAUGUUGGGGACGAACCUUGACUUCAAGGGCGGCUGUGAUGAAACCUCGUGGUGUGUGAAGAAGUGGGAGGAAGCGGGGGCCAUUGUCAUUGGAAAGACGACCAUGCAUGAGCUCGGACUGGAUACAAACAACAACAACCCUAAUUACGGGACGCCGAGGAACCCCCACAACACCCAGUACUACUGCGGCGGCUCCUCUGGCGGAUCCAGCUACGCCGUGGGCGCAGGCCUGGUACCCAUUGCGCUGGGGGUAGAUGGAGGAGGGUCGAUUCGUAUCCCCUCAUCAUUCUGUGGGGUCUGGGGCCUGAAAACGUCGCACGGCCGCGUGUCGGCCGCUCCGACAGUCGGCCUGUCCUCCUCCAUGGGCGCCUAUGGGCCCUUGGCAGCCAGCAUCGACGAUUUGGCGCUGGCAUACCGGGUCAUGGCCGCCCCAGCACCUGCAGCACAGGACCCCAUUUCGGCGCAGUUUCCGGAUCCUACAACCGAAAGUGCCUUGUUUAGUACUAAAAAUGGAGAUGCCACCACCAAAACCAUUGGCAUCGUCCGAUCAUGGAUCGACCGGGCCGAACCGGCGGUUCGCGCCGUCUUCGACGCGACGAUCGACCACUACCGCUCCCAGCCGGGGUACACCGUCGUGGACAUCGACAUCCCCUACCUGGUGCAGGGCCAGCGGGCGCACGCGCUGACCAUCAUGGCGGAGAUCGCCUCUGGCGUGACCCCCGCGCAGAUCCGGCGCCUCACCCCGCCGAACCAGGUGCUGGUCAGCAUGGGUUCGAUGCAGGUCACGGCGCAGGAUCUCAUCGCCUCGCAGCGGCUGCGCGCACUCUUGAUGUCGCACCUCGCUCACCUCUUCCGCACGCAUCCGGGUCUCGUCAUUGUCACGCCCACCACGCCGAUUCCCGGGUGGAAGAUCACCGGCGGGAACGCGGACCUCUCCCACGGCCUGUCUGAUGGAGCCUCCUCCAUCCGGAACAUGGAGUACGUCUGGCUGGCUAACUUCACGGGGUGUCCCGCCAUCAGCUGUCCCGCCGGUUAUUCCGACGACGGCGUUCCCAUCGGCGUGAUGGGGAUGAGCGAAUGGGGCAGCGAGGAAGAUUUAUUUGUCUUUGCGCGGGACGGUGAGGCGCUUCUCAAGAAAGACCGCCACGCUCCAGAGAGAUGGGUGGACGUUUUUGCCCAGCUAUAG